Molecule: messenger RNA, 282 nt
Organism: Peronospora matthiolae
Lineage: Eukaryota; Oomycota; Peronosporomycetes; Peronosporales; Peronosporaceae
Source: the annotation of a GenBank genome assembly
AUGCCUGUUUGGGGGACGUCGGGCGAUCGCUAUGACUUCCUGAUGUCAACUACAACACAGCUACGACAUAGCGACAAGUGCCUUCAAAGAGCAGGCAUACCGACCCGCUCGCCUGAGACGGGGGUAGUCAACACCAUUGGAAGGUCGAGGUUAAAGGAGGAGGAUUACUUCUGUACGUGGCGUGCCAGUUGCGGAGCAAGAAGCACGACGUCCCGAGGCGUGGAACACGUCGAUCGAGUAUCGAACAUUUUGUACCCAGGCACCGCUAAGCUCGUGCUCUGA